UUCAAGUUUUUAGCGCGGAUUCGAGCGACAGCUUCUACUUGUCGUUUUAUUUCAUUUUCAGGAAGUUCAUCGUGUUUUCGUCUAUUCAUUGCUCUUGCAUUAAAACGAAUACAGUAUAUAUCAUCUGUAGAAGUAAUAAUUUUAAUGUAAAUUAAUGUUUUAAAGGGAAUAAAUAAAUGUCUCAGCGAUGUCAUUGUAUGGGAAAUUGGUUGUUAUAAAAAGAAAUGGUGCAGAUGGUCAGUUCUUCACCUUGACUCAGACAUCUUGUCUGUUUGGAAGGUCUACAGCAUGCGACAUAAGGAUCCAACUUCCUAAUGUUUCAAAAGAGCAUUGUCGUCUCGACGUCAAUCAGGAUGGUGCAGUUUUUCUCACCAACCUGAGUCAGGUCAACCCAACAAUUCUCAACAAGAGUCCUGUGAUGCAGACUGUUGUCGUCAAUCACAUGGAUGUCCUCACAAUUGUGGAUCGGUCGUUCCGAUACGAGUUUCCUCCAGGUUCGCCUCAUCGGAGCCCACCUGUCUCUCCUGCCAAGACAACACCAGCGGAAUCUCCAGUGAAGGAGUCGCCAGCAAAGACUCCCAAAAAUGAUAGUUUAAAGGUUGCUACACCGAAACCUAAAACUCCAAAGGCUGCAACACCGAAACCUAAAACUCCAAAGGCUGCAACACCAAAGCCAGCUACUCCAAAGGCUGCAACACCAAAGCCAGCUACUCCAAAGGCUGCAACACCAAAGCCAGCUACUCCAAAGGCUGCAACACCAAAACCAGCGACUCCAAAGGCUGCAACACCAAAGCCAGCUACUCCAAAGGCUGCAACACCAAAGCCAGUUACUCCAAAGCCAGCUACUCCAAAGGCUGCAACACCAAAGCCAGCUACUCCAAAGGCUGCAACACAGAAGCUAGUUACUCCAAAGGUUGUUAAACCAAAAUCCAAAACUCCAAAGGCUGUCACUCCGAAGCGAUCAUCUCCAUCUGGACCUCCGUCUGCUAAGAAGGGCAAGAAGUCUACCCCUCCAAGUACCAAAGGAAAAAGGAAGAGUUCAACUGGCAGGCCGCCAUUCGGUAGCCCUCGAAGCCCAAGCAAGACGCCACUGAAGACUGGAAUAUCAAAUCUCCGUCGACUGUCUAAGCCAGUUGAAGAAGUUGAUGAGCCUGUGCCAAGUCCAGUCAUUACCCCAAAACGGUCUUCCUCGGGAAAGAAGGGCGUUAAGAGAAAGUCCAUGGAAAGCUAUCAGCUUGGUCCAGAUGCCAAGAGGAAACGAGUGUCCUUUGGGCCAAAUCUUAGUCCUGAGCAGUUCUACAAGACCCUUCCUCCAAACACGCCUCUUAGGAAAGGUGCCACUCCUAACCGUCGGUCACUGCCUGCUUCACGAACCCCUAGGCAUGCUCCUAUUGUUGAGGAAAGUCCGCAGAACCUCAAGAGAACUCCUAAAGCAGCCACACCUAAAGCUCCAUCUCCCAAGGCUUCACCAAAGACUCCAAAAGGCAAGAAGUCUCCAGCAAAGUCCAACACCACCCCAGUUGAUGAAGCAGACACUAGUUUAGACUUGUUCUCGGCAACUCCCAAUACCACUCCUCGGGGACGAUCACCUAAAGCAAGGACCGUCACUAAAGCAGCCAACCAAGAUGUCAGUUUUACGGGUAUUGAAGACUUGUUUGCAUCUCCAAAGUCGAAGACCCCAGCGAAGUCGCCAAAAGCAAAAACUCCUGUCAAGUCGCCAAAACAGUUAACUCCUGCAAAGUCUCCCAAAGCAGCAACUCCGGCAAAGUCUCCUAUGGAAGGGCCAAGGACUAAGACACCAACCAGGUCUCCUGAAACUAAGACUCCAGCAAAGACCCCCAAGACCAAGACCCCAGCCAAGUCGCCUAAACUAGCUUCACCUGAACCUGUAGCUGUGGCUGCCGUAGAGUCACCAAAAGCCAAGACCCCAGUCAAGUCUCCCAAGGCAAAGACCCCAGCUAAAUCUCCUAAGGGAAAGACCCCAGCCAAGUCGCCUGCAAAGACCCCAGAACCUGCAGAUAUAAGUUUUACUGGUAUGGGAGACAUGUUUGCGACCCCCAAGCAAAAGACCCCUGCAAAGAAGAAAACUCCUGCUUCAAAGAGGAAGAAGUCCAUCUUGAUCGUGAAGACCCCUUCCCCUGUGAAGAAAACACCAGAAAAGCCUGUUAGUGGUUCAUUGGAUAUUCCUACAAUUACUAUUCAGCCAGCAACUCCACUUACCAAGUCACCUACUCCAAAAAAGAAGACGCCUGCCAAGUCUCCAAAACAGAAGACACCCAAGGUGAAAACUCCAAAAUCUGUUAAAAAGAGGAAAUCUAUCUUGACUGUCAAGACCCCAUCUCCUCCUGCCAAGAAGGUGAAGACGAUUGCAACGCCAUCAGAUCGUAUCAGCACUCCCCCUACAGAUAUCAAGAAGGCUGUUGCACUCAGAGCUAUCCAUGGUAAAGCUGCUACCCCCAAGUUGAGUGCGUCGAUGAAACGAGCUGCUACACCAAAACGUAUUGGAACACCCAAAGUGAAAACUCCGGCUGCCUUGAAGAAAUCAACAAAGAAGACGUGGUCACAGGUGGUUCGAAGUGGCGUUGCUAUGACAGGAGUUGCCAAGCAGAAGUCUGCCAAGAAAGCAAAGAAUGUUGCUGCCAUCAAGACUGGUCUUGACAAGAGGUCACCAAAGGUUCCACCAAAGACACCAAGAACCAAAAAAGUCAUUAGUGCGUUACAAACAACUGGCCACAUCGAUUCACCAGCUGCUAUUAUCAUCCGCAAAAAGCUUGCCAAAACUCCAAAACCGUUGCCCAAGAAGGGGAGAAAGACUGUUGGAACAAAGAAGACAGUUGAUGAUGCCGAUACUAGUUUCACCGGGCUGAAGGACUUAUUCAACACACCAGAGGUUGUGAAGACUACUCCCAAAACAAAAACACCGAAGUCUGCAAAGAAGACUCCAAAACCAAAGACACCCAAGUCAGUCAAGAAGACUCCAAAACCAACAACACCUGCCGCAAAGACCCCAAAGUCUUCUAAGAAAAGCCCAGCUACCCCACAAUCUGCCUAUUCUACGCUGCCAUCGACUCCUCAGCAUCCUAAUGAGAUGGUUGUGUCGCCACUUUCUGUAGAAACGCCAUAUGGAGGAAGUCCCAUUGCCAUGCGGAAGACAUUCAAGACACCUCGCAACCAGAAGGACAUGCAGGCAGAUGGUAUCAAACGUCUGUUUGCAUCUCCAAAGCCUGAUAAAGUUGAGGCUGGUACUCCAUCUCCUGCUGGCAUGAAAAGAAUCUUGAAGACGCCCAAGAUUAAGAAAGCACCUAUUGGCUCUCCUGAUCUCUCCGGCAUUAAGGACAUGAUGGCUUCCCCCGAGGUCCCAGCGCGUGCUGUUGGUGGAAAGAGGAAAAGAGAUUCCGUUGAUGGCUCCCCUGCCCCAGCUGGCAAGCGUGCUAAAGUGUCGGCAGCUACCCCGGCAAAGAUUGCAACUCCCAAAAAGGCAACACCAAAGAAGACUGCUACACCUAAGAAAGCUGCUACACCUCCAGCCACCACACCUAAGAAGGCUGCUUCACCUAAAGCCCCCGCAUCUAAGAAGGCUGCUACACCUAAGAAAGCUGCUACACCUAAAGCCCCCGCAGCUAAGAAGGCUGCUACACCUAAAGCCCCCACACCUAAGAAGGCUGCUUCACCAAAAGCCCCCACACCAAAGAAGGCUGCUACCCCCACGGUCACCACACCUAAGCUCCCAACGCCCAAGAAGGCUGCUACACCUAAAUCUGCCACAAUUCAAAAGCCUGUGACACCAGCUGUUGAGGUAAUAUCAUCUGUAGAGGAGCCCACACCUGUGAAGAAGCCCAAAACAACUAGAGGUAGAAAGGGCUCCAAGAAGGCAGUAACUCCAGUGAAAGUACCUACCCCGGUUAAAGAAGCCACUCCAGCGAAAUCCCCUAAGGUCACAAGAAGUCGUCGUGGUACCAAGAAGGCAGCCUCACCCGUGAUGGCUGUGAAAGAAAAGAAAGCAGCUGCGACCAAGAAGACUUCCAAAGCCAAGAAAAUCGUUGAAAAUGUGCUGGAGGCUGUUGAAGAACCCAAGCCAGCCACUCCAAAGCCCACAAAAGGAAAGAAGAGUAAGAAGGCUGCAGCAUCGUCAGAAGUUGAUGUUCAGGUGGUUGAAUCUCCAAAACCAGCCAGGGUCUCACGGCGACAAGGAAAAGCAGGCACGCCUAAAGCAACCCCUGCCAAGAAAGUUAAAGGUAGUCGUCGUAAAGCUGCUGUUGAGGAAGAUGUGCCUGUUGAAGUAGCGCAAUCACCGUCCCCAGUCCCAGUGAAAGCUGCAAAGGGUGGACGACGUGGCAAGGCUAGUGUUAAAUCUGCAACACCAAAACCUGCAAGAGGACAACAUGGUCAAGUUGUGGUGGAGAGGCCGGUCACCCCAGAAGCAGUUGCACCUAAGCCAGUCAAGGGUGGUCGCAAAGGCCAGAAAGCUGCUGCAACAAGUCCUUUGGCAUCCCCAGCUGAGGUGAAGAAGGCGGCUGCGAAAGGGAAGAAGGCGGCUGCGAAAGGGAAGAAGGCUGUUCCAGCAAGUCCUUUGGCAUCUCCACCCAAGGCUAGGAGCACCAGAGGAAAACCAGCUGCCUCUCCGAAGGUUGUCUCUACACCGGCAAAGAAGACUGCUGCGAAAGGAAAGAAGGCAGCUAAGGCUCCAGUGUCUCCUGUCGCAGUUGCCGUGGUCACCCCUGUGAAAGCUGUUGGCAGACGCGGGGGUAAGCGAAAGGCUGUUGUUGAUGACAGCCCAGUUCCAGUAAAGAAGAUCAUUGUGGAAUCGCCAAAACCAGCUACUCCCAAGCAGACACGUGGAAGAAAAGCAUCUGCUACUGUCAAUUCAAAAGCAAAGAAAUCGAACGCUAAGGUAGAGGAAGUGCCUGUUACUGAAAAGGCGUCCAGGGGGAAAAAACGUACUGCCCCUGAAACCGUUGAACCAUCUCCAAAGAAACAACGUGCAACAAGAGGCAAGCCAGCGAAGUCUCCGAAAGCUAAAUCGCCAGCUCCCAAAAGAUCAACGCGGUCACGCAAAUAGACAAUACUAUUGAAUCGAACUUUUUUGGGGGACGGGCAUUCAGAAAUAAUUGAUAUCAAUUUUGAAUUUGCAGCUAGAAAAGUCGUGGCAUGGCCUGCGGUGUAUUUUACUCGACUAUAAGAUCAUAGAAUUGAAGAGAUGUGGUUUUUCUUCAUGACCACAAUGUGCAGGCAAUCAUCACAGUGCAUAAUUAUAAAUGAGAGUUAUAACCAGUUGAUAUAGAAAUAGAUAUAUUUGUAUUCAGUGACUCCUGUCAGUCUUCCAUAUCAUGAUGCGACUGCUACUGAUUGUGACAGUAAUUAUUUAUUUGUGCUGUAUGCACAUCACAAAUUUGUAAAUAUUUCAUAUAAUUUAGCUCGAUUUCAUUGGUUAUGUCACACCAGAAAACAAUUCUAAUUGUAAACUACAUGUUAAACUUUCAUGGAAGAUGAUCUGUAUAAACAUGAAUUAUGAAAUGGUAGUUUAUAAAGGUACAUGUAUGCCAAAUUAAACAUUUGGUAGUGUUUCAAUAGAAGGCAAGAGAGUAUGGCUUGUUUUGCAUUCUGCUGAUACAUGUAUAUUGUAUAUCAACUCCCUCCAUACCCAACAAAUAAUGUAUGAAGGAUACUGUUUUGUCAGUAAUUGGUUUCCAUUCCAACCUGAUUGAUUCCCAGUUGGCUUUGAUUGUACAGUCUCAGUUUGUUAGCCUUUCAACAUGUGCAAUGACCUUGAAACUUGUACCGCAUAGGGUAUGUAAUUGUUGAAGGUUUUGUAUCUAGUAGUAGUACAUUGUAUUUAUGUUUGUUGUACAAACAUUUAUUGCAUUUUAGUUGUCAAUACUGCCAUUUCUUAUAUUCCUGAGUGUAUUUUAGGUAAAUUUUAUACAGAUUUCAAAUGUAAUUUUCUUAGAUUUUAUUGCAUUUCACCAAGAAUAGAUAAAGACUUCUUUAUUUUAUUUUUGAUUUCAUUGAUUCAAAUCAUUUGCUCAUUUCGUGUCACAUCAAUCGUAUCAAAAACCGACUCAUGAAUUUUUCAAGAUCAGCAACUCAUAAUACCAAUUAUAGUACAGUACAGUUGAACUUCUGAAAAAUUUGUGAGUUGCUUGUGUACAUGUUCAUGUUUGUAUACUCAUUUUACUAUCGUAAAUUUGUGUUCAUUUCAUAGAAGCUAUGAUCUGUGUUGUACAUUUUGUGUAAUAUAGGAGUGUGUCUAGACUGUGAGGGUUGCGUAAAUGAAUAAUCAAACGGAUGUCAUAAAAAUAUUCCAUUAAAUGCAUUUUGUCUCGCCUUAUUUCUGCCACACUUCGGUUUUUACUUUGCCAAUUGAAAUUAAACAAAAUCUGAUGAGUUUCAGUCAAACUAAAAAGCAGCGAGAUGUAUUGCUGUUUUCACCAUUCACGCAUCUUGACCUAUCAAGGGGGAAAUAUUCGCAAAUUUAUCUGCACAUUCCUAUUGAAUGAUCACAUCAGAAUUAUGUCAAUUUAAACCCUUGAAGUUUCAAGAUGCAUUCACGGGUCAUAGUGGAAAGGGAUAUUGUAGUAUAAAGGCUGUUCUAAGGACGACAUUUUGCCACAGAAAAUAUUUGUCUUUUCUUUGACAUGUUCAGCACACUUGCAUUGCUGUUUGAGAGAAAUAUAUUUUGAUCCGUGCAAAACCUCAGGAUUUUUAACAUGGUCUAUUUUUAUCCAGGUUUGAUGAGAAAGAAGUAUGUACAUGUAAAUA
Lineus longissimus is the source of this 6759-nucleotide messenger RNA. RefSeq names its product nascent polypeptide-associated complex subunit alpha, muscle-specific form-like. Gene Ontology annotation, molecular function: protein binding. The coding region runs from base 188 to 5059 and encodes 1623 amino acids. Gene Ontology annotation, cellular component: chromosome; nucleus. The transcript has 14 exons. Gene Ontology annotation, biological process: regulation of mitotic nuclear division; regulation of chromosome segregation. NCBI's taxonomy places the organism in Eukaryota, Metazoa, Nemertea, Pilidiophora, Heteronemertea, Lineidae. The record is from RefSeq and is a predicted model, not a curated record.